Molecule: messenger RNA, 1749 nt
Organism: Seminavis robusta
Lineage: Eukaryota; Bacillariophyta; Bacillariophyceae; Naviculales; Naviculaceae
Source: the annotation of a GenBank genome assembly
AUGGCGGACAACACCGUGCAGUGCAAUGAUGACGACAGCGAAGCAUCCGCUGAGGAUAUCAGUGUAUGGCUUGCCAAAACCCUCAUGAGGUGCAGCCACAACUCGAGAGACGUCAGCGUCUCACAACGCGUGGAUUUGAACCAAUGCUGCAGCAAAGAAGUUCUGGAGUUUGUCAACGAAGCCCUCAAGUACAACAGUCUGAUUGAAAACUUGGAAAUUGAGCUAUGUGAUGAAUUCUUACCAAUAGCACUGGUGGAAGAUAUUUGCUAUUUCAUCUCCAACAAUCCAUCGUUGCGCAUUCUAAGGAUCAGUGGAGGUUCUUUCGAUGCAGGGACCAACUCGCAAGAAAUCAGUCAGUGCUUCCUCGAAGCAGCGCACCUGAACGAGUCUAUCGUAAAGAUACAAAUUGGUGAAAAGGCGGCACUCCCAGCAGAUUUGGAAUGUGUUGCCUCUUGCAAAGAGCUGGAACUCGAUGGCUUUAUGGAACGGCUCGCAGAGUCAUGGCCGUCGAACUUCUCCGUCGAGACCCUCCGAUUGUAUCGUCAGGAACAGCCAAUGGGUGAAUUUGAAGAGUACCUUUCCACAGUUCUGGAACGAUUGGAAGACUCACCGAGCUCCAUGAUGAUCCGGCACUUGGACCUCGGUGGGUGGAGCUAUCUGUUGCCAACCUUCUUGUCGUCAUCCAAAUCUGCCGUGGAACGACUGGAGCUGCUGGAUGUCCAGUUUCAACAUGAUAGUGAUACGGGUUGCUCCAUUAUGGAUGGAUUACUCUGGGGCCUUAUGGGAAGUAUUACUACAACCAAACUGGAUUUAAUAGAUUGUGGCUUUGAUGCAUUGUCAAUCAAGAAGCUUUUGACCGCUCUCAAGUCCAAUCGUCUUCCAGUGGAGCACUUGCGCCUCAAAGGGUUGGGGGCUUUCCAGGGAAAGGAUUUAUUUGAGCUCUUGGCACUUCCCUGUCUAAAGAGUCUUGGUUUGAUAUAUUGGCAUGAAAUCGAGGAGAUAGAUCAAAAGGUCAAUGACGGGCUUCAAGUGUGUUCGUUAGAUUCUGUCGCUAUUUCAACAGAUAGAUUAGCACGUCUACAACUAGGUUUGGAACGAGCUCUGAGGUUCCAGUACCUUGCAAGUGUAGAGUUGUAUCAUUGUACUCUUCUCGAAGAGGCUGAUAUUAACUGUUUGGUCAGGUUGAUUGAGGACAAACGCUGCAAGCUAAGAAGUUUGGCGUUGUCUCAUGUUACGUGUGGCGGUGACGCGGAAGAGGGGUAUCUGGAGUCAAAGGUUUUCGAAUGUCUGCAGCGUAGCGUUCGACUGGAGAGCCUCUAUUGGGAGUACGACGAUGAUGAGAUACCACACGCAUUGUUCAAUGCUGCCAAGGCCAGGCUGGAAAAUUGGACACUGACCACCUUGAAGGUGCUCACACCCAAUGCUACUGCUCCUGGGUUUUACGAUGCUAUCGACAAUAUUGCAGAGGCAAUGCCCGGGAACUGGAGCUUGGAGGAAGUCACCAUUGCUGGUGCCUGUUACGACUGUGAGGAUCAAAUUCCGCUGCCCAUCUGUACGGCUGGUCAGCUCGAUCUCAUUGCUGCAGUUACGGAACGAAACCGUUUGAGGCAGAUCAUCUUUUCACCCUCCCUGCUGUGCAUGACCAAAGCUGAUUGUGUGAUGAUGCUGGCAAGUUUGUGGGAUCUUCCAGAUUGGCAGACACUUGCCCUGUGGUUGCUAGAAGAAGUUCCUCACCAUUUCUUUGAAUGA